GGCCGCAGCUGCGCAGUCCCGCGGGGGCAGGGCGUCGGGGGCCUCGGUCCCCGCGCGGGGGCCUCAUCUGGCCAGACGGGACCAGCCGGCGGCGACGCCUGCCCAGGCCUCAGGUCACACAGCAGUGAGAAGCAAGAGUGGAACGGAGCCCUGGACAGCUUGGCAGCCAACCAGAACCCUGUCUCCCUCCCCAGCCCCUACUGCGGCUCCACCCAUGGCCACUCCAGAGGCUCAGGCGGCUGGAGAGGCUCCGGCCAAGGAGAACCAAGUGGCCUUGGGGUCCGCGCAGACCAGGGCCCCCGCCUCCCCGGUCGAGAGGUCCUGGCUGGCGCGGCAUUUCUCGCUGCUGCUGAGGCGGGACCGGCAGGCCCAGAAGGCCGGGCAGCUCUUCUCGGGGCUCCUGGCGCUCAACGUGGUGCUCCUGGGCGGAGCCUUCAUCUGCAGCAUGGUCUUCAACAACGUGGCCGUCACGCUGGGGGAUGUGUGGAUCCUGCUGGCCGCGCUGAAGGUCCUGUCCGCCCUCUGGCUCCUCUACUACACCGCGGGGACCACCCGGCGGCCGCACGCGGUGCUCCACCAGGACCCGCACGCGGGGCCCGUGUGGGUGCGGGGCUCCCUGGUGCUCUUCGGCAGCUGCACCGUCUGCCUCAACGUCUUCCGCGUGGGCUACGACGUGAGCCACAUCCGCUGCAAGUCGCAGCUCGAGCUGGUCUUCCCCGCCAUCGAGGUCAUCUUCAUCAGCGUCCAGACCUGGGUGCUCUGGAAACACUGUAAGGACUGCGUUCAGAUCCAGACCAACUUCACUAGGUGUGGCCUGAUGCUGACGCUGGCCACGAAUCUGCUGCUGUGGCUUCUAGCCGUCUCCAACGACUCCAUGCACCAUGAGAUCGAGGCUGAGCUCAGCGCCCUCAUGAAAAAGCUCUCAGGCAACGGUACCAACACCUGUCUGUGCCUCAAUGUCACCAUGUGCGAGGUCUUCCGGAAGGGCUACCUGAUGCUCUACCCCUUCAGCACCGAGUACUGCCUCAUCUGCUGCGCCGUGCUCUUUGUCAUGUGGAAGAACGUGGGCCGCCGCCUGGCGCCCGCCGCGGGCGCCCUGCCCUGCGCCCCGUCCUUCCACCUGCACGGGGCCAUCUUCGGGCCGCUGCUGGGCCUGCUGGUGCUGGUGGCCGGCGUGUGCGUCUUUGUGCUCUUCCAGAUCCAAGCAAGCGGCCCGGCCAUCGCGCGCGAGUACUUCACCAUCUACUACGCCUUCUACGUGGCCGCACUGCCCGCUAUGAGCCUGGCGUGCCUGGCGGGCACGGCCAUCCACGGGCUGGAGGAGCGAGAGCUGGACACGUUCAAGAACCCCACCCGCAGCCUGGACGUGGUGCUACUGAUGGGCGCGGCGCUGGGCCAGAUGGGCAUCUCCUAUUUCUCCAUCGUGGCCAUCGUGGCCACGCGUCCCCACGAGCUGCUCAACUGCCUCAUCCUGGCCUACUCGCUGCUACUCAUCCUCCAGCAUAUGGCCCAGAACCUGUUCAUCAUCGAGGGCCUGCACCGCCGCCCGCUCUGGGAGGUGGCUCCCGAGAGCCUGGCCGGGAAGUGGGAGGCCGAGCCGCCCCGCAGGGGCUCCCUGCUGGAGCUGGGCCAGGACCUGCGGCGGGCCUCGCUGGCCUACAUCCACUCCUAUAGCCACCUCAACUGGAAGCGGCGAGCCCUCAAGGAGAUCUCACUCUUCCUCAUCCUCUGCAACAUCACGCUAUGGAUGAUGCCUGCUUUCGGCAUCCACCCUGAGUUUGAGAAUGGCCUGGAAAAGGACUUCUAUGGCUACCGGACGUGGUUCACCGUCGUCAACUUUGGCCUGCCUCUGGGGGUCUUCUACCGCAUGCACUCCGUGGGGGGGCUGGUGGAGGUCUACCUGGGGGCCUGAGGGCGCCCGAGGAAGUGCAGACCCCUGAAGUGCCAGGGCCGGGGAGAAUGUCACCCAGAUGCCCCAUUCCAGGGGCACCUAGACCAGCCUGGCGUCCCCAAAGCCUGCUCUGCCCCGGGACCUCAUUGUGGGGUGGUGUCACUGUCUCCAGCCCCAGACCGAGGGCGGGGCCUGGACCCUGAGCUGCUAAAGCCCACACCCAGGACGGAGCCCGCGCCUGCCCCCUGCUCACCACCACAGUCAGCGCAGCCCAGGAGGAAGCCCCCACAGCUACCCUCCCGGACAGCCCUGCACUGGGAGUUUGGGGAGGCGCAGCCCCUCCCCAGCCAGGCCCGGGGGCUCGGCUUCCGGCCUGGCCCAAGCCCAGCCCAGGACAUCUGGAAGCUCGUGGCUCGGCAGGCCGCCCUGCCCUGGUCUCCCCGCACACCCUGUCUCCUAAUGAGCUCCUUAAUUAACUGCCAGGCAGGGUUCAACAGCUCUCUCUCCCGCUGCCAUAAACCCUGUUUGUUUGAUCGAUUCCA
Messenger RNA from Cervus elaphus (red deer), 2433 nucleotides. It is a transcript of the gene OTOP3, whose product is annotated as otopetrin 3. NCBI's taxonomy places the organism in Eukaryota, Metazoa, Chordata, Mammalia, Artiodactyla, Cervidae. Gene Ontology annotation, biological process: proton transmembrane transport. The coding region runs from base 215 to 1912 and encodes 565 amino acids. The record is from RefSeq and is a predicted model, not a curated record. Gene Ontology annotation, molecular function: proton channel activity. The transcript is spliced from 7 exons. Gene Ontology annotation, cellular component: membrane.